Molecule: messenger RNA, 2514 nt
Organism: Colletotrichum truncatum
Lineage: Eukaryota; Fungi; Ascomycota; Sordariomycetes; Glomerellales; Glomerellaceae
Product: vacuolar protein sorting-associated protein 16-like protein
Biological process (GO): vacuole fusion, non-autophagic; endosomal transport; intracellular protein transport
Cellular component (GO): lysosomal membrane; HOPS complex; endosome
Molecular function (GO): actin binding
Source: RefSeq, a predicted model, not a curated record
AUGAUGGAAGUGUCUCAUCCCUCAGCCGGAUGGGAGAGCGUCGGUGACAAGUGGUACCGCAAGAUCCAGCUCUACACCGAGGUCUUUGACCAGGACCUCGACCUCGACAACCACAUCGUUGCGGGCGCCCCUUAUGCUGGCGCACUCGCCCUCUUUAGGGAUGACACCAAGAUCCAGGCUUACCGCGCCAACAAGCCAUCCACCUCAAAACCAAGCAUUGAUAUUUACUCGUACGCCGGCAAGCUUCUGCGCAGCAUCCCGUGGGAGCAGCCAUCAGGCUCCAUCAAGGGUCUAGGUUGGGCGUCGGUGGCGGGCGGCGAGGAGAAGCUGCUCGUUGUUACGGCAGACGGAACGGUGAGGGUUUAUGACCUGCAAGGCGACUUCACGCAGUUCUCACUGGGCAACGGAGCGGACGACUUCGGCGUUGUGGGAUGUCGGUUUUACGAGUCGGGCAUGGUGGCCCUGCUCGCCAGUAAUGCGCUCAUUUCCGUGACGAGCUACGCGGAGCCGAGGCCGAGGUUGCUUGCGCAGGCGCCAGAGGGGCUGGGCGAGAUUCACAGCUGGGCCGUCGUGUCUCCCGACCACACGCUCUCGAGGUCAGUAGAGGUGUUGUUGAGCAUCGGGGAGACGAUAUUUGUCGUCGACGCUGCGGAGUGCGAGGACAGGUUCCUCGACAUUGGACCUUUCAGCCACAUCAGUGUGUCUCCUGAUGGCAAACUCAUCGCUCUGUAUACGAAGACGGGCAAGGCCCACGUCAUCGCAAGCGACUUCCAAGAGCGUCUCAUCGAGCACGAUUCAGAGUCCAAGAUUCCGCCAAAGUAUGUUGAGUGGUGUGGCUCCGACGCGUUGAUUGCGUGGGAAGACGAGGUGCACAUUAUCGGAGCGGACAACGCUUCUGCCGAAUUCUUUUACGACGGCCGCGUUCACGUUAUAUCAGAACACGAUGGUGCAAGGCUCAUAACAAACGACGUCUGCGACUUUCUCGAGCGUGUCCCCAGCGCAACCGAAGAGGUCUUUGGUACGCGGGCCGAGUCGUCUCCUGCGUCCAUUCUGCUCGACGCCGUCGGCCAGCUGGAGCUGCAGUCCCCAAAGGCGGACGACUACAUCCAGCUCAUCCGGGCCAACCUGACGGAGGCCGUCGACACGUGCGUCAACGCCGCCGGCAGGGAAUUCAGCGUGCACUGGCAGAAGCAGCUCCUCAAGGCUGCCUCAUUCGGCAAGUCCGUGCUGGACAUCUACAACAGCGACGACUUUGUCGACAUGUGCGAGAUUCUACGAGUGUUGAACGCCGUCAGGUUUUUCGAGAUUGGACUCCCGUUAUCGUACGAACAGUACCAGCGUCUCACUCCCGAGGGUCUGAUUAAGAGACUCAUUAACCGCCACGAGUACCUCCUCGCACUCAAGAUUGCAGGAUAUCUGAAACUGCCCACAGACCGGAUAUACGUCCACUGGGCCUCGGCAAAAGUCCGCUCGGGAGCGGAGGACGACGAUACCAUCUGCCGGCUCGUCGUCGAGCGUCUUUCGGGCAAGCCUGGCAUCUCCUUUGAGGAGAUUGCCCGUGCCGCAUACGAUGAGGGCCGGAGCCGUCUCGCCACCGAACUGCUCAACCACGAGCCGCGCGGCGGCAGACAGGUCCCGCUUCUCCUCAGCAUGGAGGAGGACGAGCUCGCCCUCGACAAGGCGAUCGAGAGCGGCGAUACCGACCUCAUGUACAACGUCCUCCUCCAGCUCAAGAAGAAGCUACCGCUCGCCGCCUUCUUCAGAGUCAUCAACGCCCGGCCGACCGCCACGGCGCUGGUCGAGGCGUCCGCCGCCCGGGAAAACGACAACGCACUUCUCAAGGAUCUAUACUACCAGGACGACCGCAGAGUCGACGGCGCAAGCGUCUUCCUCCGCGAGGCCCUGCGUCAACCAGACGCACGGACUGCAUCGGAUAAGCUCGCUCUCGCAGCGAAGCUGCUCUCGGAUUCGCGGGAGGCGUCGUUUGAAGUACACGCCCUGAAAGAAGCCCAGACGCUGCUCAAGAUGCAAGAAGCCUUCGACCGGGACCUGACGGAUACGUUCACGGGGCUCAGCGUUAACGAGACCAUGUUCAAGCUCAUCCGUCUGGGUUAUCACAAGCGCGCGAAGAAUAUCCAGAGCGAGUUCAAGGUACCGGAAAAGGUUGCUUGGUGGAUCAGGCUCCGCGCACUUGUCGCGAAACGCGAUUGGGCAGAGAUUGAAGAGCUCGCGAAGACGAGGAAAAGCCCAAUUGGAUGGGAGCCAUUCUUUAACCUUACGCUACAAGCGGGUAACCCGCGUCUGGCGGCUGUCUUUGUACCUAAAUGCACCGGUCUGGAACCCGGCACGACCAUCACCAUGUACGAAAAGUGCGGGAUGCGCGUCAAGGCUGCUGAAGAAGCGGUCAAGCUCAAGGAUGCUGAGGCGUGGGGCAGGCUUGUCGAGGCGGCCGGGCGGGGAACGCAGGAAGGGCGGGAGAUUGAGAGGCUCGGAGCUUCCGUGUUCAAGAAAUAG